This is a messenger RNA of Myzus persicae (green peach aphid), 683 nucleotides long. RefSeq names its product 40S ribosomal protein S10 (gene RpS10b). Gene Ontology annotation, cellular component: cytosolic small ribosomal subunit. Gene Ontology annotation, molecular function: structural constituent of ribosome; RNA binding. Lineage: Eukaryota; Metazoa; Arthropoda; Insecta; Hemiptera; Aphididae. The transcript is spliced from 5 exons. The record is from RefSeq and is a predicted model, not a curated record. The coding region runs from base 126 to 620 and encodes 164 amino acids.
AAAAUAUUUUGAGGUUGGUCGAUUGAUAACAUAGUCUUGAAGUCUUUUCUCUCUAAUUAAUUGUGGUAUUUACUACCCAGGUUCAUCCGGUUGUAUUUUAGAAUUUUCAUCCACUAACAUCCAAAAUGUUGAUGCCAAAAAAGAAUCGUAGGGCUAUCUACGAAUACUUGUUCAAAGAAGGUGUUAUGGUUGCUGAAAAAGAUUUCCAUAAACCAGUACAUCCCGAUAUUGAAGGCAUUCCAAAUUUGCAAGUUAUCAAAGCUAUGCAGAGUCUCAAAUCUAGAGAUUAUGUAAAAGAACAAUUUGCGUGGCGUCACUAUUAUUGGUACUUGACGAACGAGGGAAUUCAAUACCUUAGGGAUUAUCUUCAUUUGCCAACUGAGAUUGUUCCAGCUACACUGAAGAGACAAGCUAGACAAGAUCCAAGAGGACCCAGAACCACACCAGGAGGAAGGCCUGAAGGCGGUCGGUCAGGUGAAGACAGAGCAACAUAUAGGCGGGCUCCUGGUGCACCUGGAACAGACAAGAAAGCUGAAGUGGGUGCUGGUACUGCUGAAUUGGACUUUAGAGGACCUGGUGCAUUUGGUGGAUUUGGCCGUGGCAGAGCUCCACCCCAAUAAAUGUAAUUAAUUAUAUUAAUUAUAAAUAAAAAAAAUUUAAAAUAAAAAAAAGUAUAAAAUUUA